This is a messenger RNA of Dendrobium catenatum, 2062 nucleotides long. RefSeq names its product long chain acyl-CoA synthetase 6, peroxisomal-like. The record is from RefSeq and is a predicted model, not a curated record. Gene Ontology annotation, molecular function: long-chain fatty acid-CoA ligase activity. The transcript has 20 exons. Lineage: Eukaryota; Viridiplantae; Streptophyta; Magnoliopsida; Asparagales; Orchidaceae. The coding region runs from base 85 to 1914 and encodes 609 amino acids. Gene Ontology annotation, cellular component: endoplasmic reticulum; membrane.
UUUAGCGUUUUAUCCGUUUGUCUUUGUAUCCAAUUUUCAACUCCCAUUCGGCAAGUUGCGUGUGAUAGGAAGUGACGUAUAUCGAUGGACAUCUCUGCUGAAUGCCGCCUGAGGAAGAUCUCCGGCCAUCUUCAAGCGGACGCCGUCGGAGAUACGCAUUAUCAGUUGAGUACCAGCUCCACUUCUGGGGAGUUCGUCUAUGGACAGCGUUAUAGUGUUGUCCUUCCUGAGAAGUUGCAGACUGGGAAAUGGAAUGUAUACAGAUCUGCACGGUCACCAUUGAAACUGGUUUCUAGAUAUCCAGAGCAUCCAGAUAUUGGAACAUUACAUGAUAAUUUUGUGCAUGCAGUCGACACUUUCUGUGACCACAAGUAUUUAGGGACAAGAAUACGUGCAGAUGGAACAGUUGGGGAGUACAAAUGGAUGACUUAUGGGGAAGCAGGUACAUCCCGAUCAGCAAUUGGUUCUGGUCUAUUAUAUCACGAGGUCCCUAAACAUGGAUGCAUUGGACUAUAUUUCACAAACAGACCAGAGUGGAUCAUUGUAGAUCAUGCGUGCUCAGCAUACUCUUACAUAUCAGUGCCAUUAUAUGAUACUCUUGGACCUGAUGCUGUGAGUUAUAUUGUUAAUCAUGCUGAUAUACAAGUUAUUUUUUGUGUACCACAAACACUGAGUAAUUUAUUAAGCUUUUUUCAUAAGAUUCCUUCAGUGCAUCUGAUAGUGGUAGUUGGGGCAUCAGAUGUGAAUAUACCUUCAGCUACAUCAACAAACCAACCGGCAAUUAUUACUUACUCUAAGCUUCUUGAACAGGAUAAUCUGAAAUUGAUGGAUGACAUGGCAGUUCUCCGGCCUACAGUGUUUGCCAGCGUUCCUCGUCUCUAUAAUAGAAUUUAUGCUGGUGUUAUGAAUGCGGUCAAGGCAUCGGGGGGACUCAGGGAGAGAUUAUUCAAUGUCGCUUACAGCACAAAGAUGCAAGCUAUAUCAAAUGGAAAAAAACCAUCUCCAAUCUGGGAUAGAUUAGUAUUCAACAAAAUUAGGGACAAACUUGGAGGGCGGAUUCGCAUAAUGUCAUCAGGAGCCUCACCAUUAUCUCCAGAUGUUUUGGAGUUUCUUAAAAUAUGCUUUGGAAGCCAUAUUAUUGAAGGCUAUGGGAUGACAGAAACAUCUUGUGUAAUAAGUAAUAUGGAUGAGGAUGACACCUUAGCUGGUCAUGUUGGUUCUCCAAAUCCAGCUUGUGAAAUCAAACUCAUUGACGUUCCUGAAAUGAACUAUACCUCUGAAGAUCAUCCUUAUCCUCGUGGUGAAAUUUGUGUAAGGGGGCCUAUAAUAUUUCAAGGCUACUACAAAGAUGAUGAGCAAACGAAGGAGAUCGUUGAUGAGGAAGGAUGGUUGCAUACGGGAGAUAUUGGUUUAUGGUUACCUGGAGGACGUCUAAAAAUCAUUGACAGGAAAAAGAACAUUUUUAAGCUGGCUCAAGGGGAGUACAUUGCUCCUGAGAAGAUUGAAAAUGUAUAUGCGAAGUGCAAGUUUAUUGCCCAGUGCUUUGUAUAUGGUGACAGCUUUAAGUCUUGCCUAGUUGCAGUAGUUGCAGUUGAACCUGAGAUUUUGAAGAUGUGGGCUGCAACAGAACGAAUCCAGUAUGACAGCCUUGAACAACUGUGUUCUGAUCCAAGAGCACGAGCCGCUGUACUUGCUGAGAUGGAUGAAGUUGGAAAGCAAGCUCAGCUGAGGGGUUUUGAAUUUGCAAAAGCUGUUACUCUAGUACUGGAUCCUUUCACCAUGGAGAAUGGACUCCUCACCCCAACAUUCAAGAUCAAGAGGCCACAGGCAAAGGCCUAUUUUGCAACAGCAAUUGCAAAUAUGUAUGAAGAACUGUCCAAAUCUUUUCCAUCUCCACAGAAGUCAUCAUUAUGACCCCUAUGUUGUUAAUGAGUAGAUAAACACAUUAUUUAUCAACUUGUAUCAAUAAAUAAAAUUGUAUUUGUAUUGAUGGUUUUAACAUAUGGUUUCUUUUGAAAAAUCUAUGAACCAUGUUGAAUGAAAAUUUGAAAAAGUAAAUGAA